Messenger RNA from Cheilinus undulatus (humphead wrasse), 4210 nucleotides. It is a transcript of the gene tmem161b, whose product is annotated as transmembrane protein 161B. The transcript is spliced from 12 exons. The record is from RefSeq and is a predicted model, not a curated record. NCBI's taxonomy places the organism in Eukaryota, Metazoa, Chordata, Actinopteri, Labriformes, Labridae. The coding region runs from base 202 to 1680 and encodes 492 amino acids.
UUGGGAGCGGAGGCUGGAACCGUUCAAUUCUGACCAUUUAACCCGUCUCUGCCAUGAUUCGGUGACAAUUUGAAUGAGCAGCCCCUUCGUUUUUUGCAUUACCAUCGCAAGAAGGGCUUAUGUGCUCCUCGAAGCUUGAUUUCCGGCUUGGGGUGCUCAGUGUUGUCGGGGAAGAGUCCGUUUCAGCUGCACUGCAUCAACAUGGGUGUGAUUGGCGUGCAGCUGGUAGUUACCAUGGUAAUGGCCAGUGUAAUUCAGAAAAUCAUACCUCAUUAUUCCUUUGCAAGAUGGCUUCUGUGCAGUGGCAGUCUGCGGUGGUAUCAGCACCCUACGGAAGAUGAGUUGAGGAGCUUAGCAGGAAAACAAAAAGGACAGAAGAGGAAAGACAGAAAGUACAACGGUCACAUAGACAAUAAGCCGCUAACAGUUCCAAAGGACAUAGACUUACAGCUGGAGACAAAAUGCAUCACAGAAGUCGACACAUUAGCUUUGCACUACUUCCCAGAGUUCCAGUGGCUGGUGGACUUCACAGUAGCAGCCACUCUGGUCUAUCUGAUAACAGAGCUGUACUACUGUGUGGCUCAGCCCUCAGGAGAGAUGAACAUCAGUGUGGUCUGGUGUCUGCUGGUACUCGCUUUUGUCAUCAAGACUCUUUUCUCUCUGACGGCCCACUACUUCAAGCUGGAGGAAGGAGGCGAGCGCUCACUCUGCAUCACUUUUGCUUUCUUCUUUUUUGUCAAAGCCAUGGCCAUUCUCAUUGUCACUGAAAACUACCUGGAGUUUGGCCUGGAGACAGGGUUUGCAAACUUCUCUGACAGUGCUCUACAGUUUCUAGAGCACCAGGGCUUAGAGUCCCAGGGUCCCAUAUCUAAACUCACCUUUAAGCUGAUCCUGGCCCUACUCUGCUCCCUGAUUGGAGCAUUUCUCACUUUCCCUGGUCUACGAUUGGCCCAGAUGCACCUUGAUGCACUCAAUCUGACCACAGCCAAAUUUACACAGACUCUUCUCCAUAUCAACUUCCUGUCCCCUCUUAUCAUGGUCCUGUUGUGGGUGAAGCCUAUUACCAAGGACUACAUAAUGAACCCCACUCUGGAAAAGGAGAGUGUGCCUUUGAUGACUGAGCAGACGUUUGAUACGCUGCGGUUAUGGACCAUCAUACUGAUGUGUGUUCUCCGGCUCGCAAUGAUGAGGCAUCAUUUGCAGGCCUACCUCAACUUGGCCCAGAAGGGCGUGGACCAGAUGAAGAAGGAGGCGGGGCGGAUAAGUACUGUCGACCUGCAGAAGAUGGUUGCACGUGUUUUUUACUACUUGUGUGUAAUCGCACUACAGUAUGUGGCACCACUGGUGAUGCUGCUACAUACGACUUUGCUGCUAAAAACAUUAGGUGGACACUCCUGGUGGGUUUAUCCAGAAGAAGACCUGCCAUGUCUCUAUGAUAUAAACUCUGACUCUGUGAUGGGGGCGCCACCAAUAGCUGCCCCGACACCAGCUCCAGUGACAGAGACAGGAGCCCGGGCGUCGGUUGCCCAGCUGUCAGUGGCCCUCGGGGGCCUGCGGACUGUCUUCAGCCCUCUGCUUUUCCGAGGCCUUUUUUCCUUCUUCACCUGGUGGAUCGCUGCCUGCCUCUUCUCUACAUCCCUCUUUGGCCUCUUUUACCAUCAGUAUCUCAUGGCGGCAUAGCAUCAGAACCCCAGCAGAGGCAGCGGGACCCUCACAGGGCAGCUGUGUGCUCCGCCCGAUCAGAAAAGACUGAGUGAGGGUGACAGAAGCCGACUGAUGACUCUGCUCAAAGCCUCCACCUUCUCCUCCCUCUGACAGCCUCACAAUGACCGGCCAUAUCAUCAGAGCUUCUGGUUCAACUCUAUGUGCUUCCUCCACAGACCAUUCUGUGAACUUGUAUGUUUGUUUUUAUAACUAAAACCACUACCUUUUUUAUUUGAAGGCAAGUUUAUAAAAAAAACCUAAAGACUGAGAAUAUUUACAGUCACUUUCAGCUGUUUAAUAAGAAAUCGGUUCACUGUGGUGAAUGAAAUUGGAUGAUUCAAGGCAGAAUUCUGAAUUCCUUUUACAUGUUUAAAUGUGGUGUUGCAUUGCUCACUUUUACAAGGUUUAGGGAAGUCAUUUUGUAGACUGGUGUGAUGAUUUUGAUCCAUCAACAUCGUCAAAUUCAUGAUUACUUUUACUUAAAGCCCACAUGAAGAAGAGGGAGUCAGAUACAGUCUGUUUUCCUCCUUUUUAGGUAAUUUACCUUGUCAAUGGUACUGGCAUAUUUAUCUGAGAAACAUUUUUGGAGUAACUACAUAAAUGGAUGCAUUCUGUCAUUAUUUAUUGGUACUGGAUUGGCUGAAUUUAGGGUGUGGAGAGCCUAUAUUUCAGUGUCUAUCACAGUAUGUUGGUGCUGCUUUUCUACGGUGAAAUGCUAUAGAGCAGCUUAUUUUUGUUAAGUAAUAUCAUAACCCAAGAAAGCUAAUGAAGGCAAAUGUAAGCUAAUAUCACUCUUACAUUUUAAAAUUUAUUUUUGGAAACUGCAGUAUUUUCUCUCUCUUUUUUUUUUUUUUUUGAUCAGAUCGUAAAAUCUUGUUUUACUAAAAUAUCUAAAUCUCAUUGCCAUGGACCACAAAGAGGUCUGAGAGAGUCUUAACAUGCUCAGCAAGGACAGCUGUGUCCGUCUUUGUACCAGGAGGAGGAAGAGGGGGAGGAGGGAGAGGCAGCCUGUGGACACUUGUGCAGAACUGUCAGAGUUACAGAAUGAAGAACUGAAGAAGAAGAGGAGGAGAUGAUGCUAAACUCACAGGGAGAAAUAUUACUGACUUGAAGCUGAUGUAUUUAAAUAAUUCUGAUGGAAGUUGCCAUCGAGGACAAACUUAGUUUUUUAAAUGGAAGGCUAUACGACAGAUUUGUGAUGUUUUCUUUGCAUUGUAACCUCCCUGGUGUUAUCUGAGCCAUUCUUAAGCUAUGGGAGGAUGUAAAGCUGUUUUUUAGAGCAGCAGUGAUGAUUUAAAGGGAGGACAGCACAUGUGUGCAUGUAUAGUGUCUGCUGUAUGUCAGCUGUAUUCUGAAAGGGCAUUGUGAUCAAGAGGAGAUGAUGUCAACUACUGUUGAGCUACCGCCUUUAUGUGUUUUUUUAAAAACUCUUCUUACCCAUCCAUUGUUUUUAAAUCCAUUAAGAACAAUCUUUUUUCUUCUUUUAAAGGAUCAAAUUGUGAUUUUUUUUUUUCAACUUUUUUUUUUUUUUCAAACUGUGCCAAGUCGGUCUGUUUCCCUGUCCUAGUGUCUGUAAAUGUGGUGUCUGCUCAUGUUUGAAACAACUGGACUACGACUCUGCGGCCUUCUGUUUUCUGUACAUCCAUGUUGGUUGGGGGGAAUCACAGGCUCGGGUUCACAGCAGGACAUGAUAGUAUUUUCAUUAUCUCUGUGUGCUGUGAUUCCUCUACGCGCACAAACACUAUCAUUGUGCAGAGGUACUGGGCUGAUGUCUAGUAUAUUCAGGAAUGUAAGGUACAUAAUGCUGGUUAACUUGCACAAUUUGGUGGUUUUUCUGGCAUUUCUAUUCAUCAUUGAACCAUCACUUUACAACUCUGAGUUUUAUACAAACACAUCUUACAGAUUCAAGCAGCACCAUAUCACAUUUUUAGCUCCAGAUGUUGAAAGUCUUAGCUUCAGUUUUGUCUUUGACGGAGAAUAUGCACAUAAUGAAUGUAUCAAUCCUGCCUAAUUUACAUUGUUUUCAUGAAGAUGAUUUUUAUUAAUUGAUUUAACCUCCCUCUCCCUUCCUGCACUUCCUGAACUCAUUUCUUGUUUAUAACUAUUUACCUUUGACUCAAUCUAAUUUGUCCUAAUGACUUUUUUUUAAUUGAUGAUUUAUCUUUGUUUUUGUAUUUAUUUCACAUGUUGAGGCCUGUAAACAUUUCUAAUUUUUAACAGCAAACGCUUCAUUUUGUUAUGGGAGUUAAUGUUGGCUGAAAUCAGUUUUGGAAAUGUGUUUGACAAAUCAGUUUCAGAUUAACCUUUUUUAAAUGAUUUUUAAUGGUCUGGUCUGCUAAGAAGUAGCUGGGAUACUUUCAGAAAUCAGUGGCUCAAUGAGGCAUUGUUUCUUCUGUUUGUUACCAUUGGAAGUGUUCAUUUUGUUUCACCAAGUAAAUUUCACGCGUUGUUCUUUCAUGUAUUUAUUUCGGCUUUAGAUUUUGUCUUAAAUAAAUUAUGUUCUUUA